GACCCUUUCUAGAACUUUCCGAAUUUGACGGCCGCCAUUUUGAUCCCUUCAACCCAUAUCGAAGAAAGCAGAAAUAUCUACUCUACGUUGGAAAUCUUCGUCGACGCAAUACAUCGACUAUUUUGAGCAUUUCUCAAGGCUAUUAAGAUGAAACAGUCGAAGAGAAUGCGCUCUCCGUGGUUUAGCGAGGAGAGUUUGGAGGAGAAAAUGGAGAAUAGAAAGAGACACAAGAGAGACUCACACAGCAGCGAGAGAGAAAACAAAUACAGAAAACACCACCGCCAUCAUUACAACAACGGCGAAGGGCAUUACCUUGAGACCAGGAGCUCGAAUGAAAAGCUAAAGGUCAAAGAAAAGAGAGACCAUGAGGAGGACAGCCGUUCUGUCUGUAAGGACCGGUACCGAGAAAGAUCCAGAGUCAGGGACCGAGAGAGAGACAGAGACUGGCAUCAUUACAGCAAAUCCUCCGGCAACAGCCGACGAAGCAGUCGCCAAGGGCACAGACGCCAUCACUCUCGCCAUCGCUCCAACUCGAGGAAUCAUCGCAGGAAAAGAUCCAGGAGUGUUGAGGAUGAUGAGGAGGGUCACCUGAUCUAUCACAGUGGAGACAUGCUAAGAGCAAGAUAUGAGAUUGUGUGCACGCUCGGAGAGGGAGCUUUCGGCAAAGUGGUGGAGUGCAUCGAUCGUGAAAAAGGAGGAGCUCGUGUAGCUUUGAAGAUCAUUAAAAACAUUGAUCGCUAUCGUGAGGCAGCUCUGUCUGAGGUCGAGGUGCUGGAACAGAUGAACUCGCUCGACUGUGAUAAACGAUAUGCAUGCGUGCGGAUGUCUGACUGGUUUGAUCACCACGGGCAUGUGUGCAUCGCCUUUGAGCUGCUGGGUUUGAGCACAUACGAUUUUCUAAAGGAAAACAACUUUCAGCCCUUCUCAAUCAACCAAAUUAGACACAUGGCCUACCAGAUCAUCAGAGCGGUCAGAUUUCUUCACAAGAAUAAAUUGACACACACCGACCUGAAACCGGAGAACAUCCUCUUCAUCAAUUCCGAAUAUGACAUCAAGUACAACCCAAAAAUGAAGAGGGAUGAGAGAACGCUGAAGAAUCCUGACGUGAAAGUUGUCGAUUUUGGAAAUGCAACUUAUGACCACGAGCACCACACAUCUGUGGUGUCCACACGGCAUUACAGAGCCCCAGAGGUUAUUCUUGAUUUGGGCUGGAAUCAUUCCUGCGACGUGUGGAGUUUGGGAUGCAUUCUUAUCGAGUAUUAUCUCGGAUCAACUUUAUUUCAGACACAUGACAGUAAAGAACAUCUAGCUAUGAUGGAGCGAGUGCUCGGCCCCAUACCAACCCAAAUGCUGCAGAAAACAAGGAAGCACAGGUUUGUUCGUCAUGAUAAACUGGAUUGGGACAUUCACAGCUCCGCAGGACGUUACGUCAGAAAGCAGUGCAAGCCAUUGAGACAAUACAUGACGACCUGCAGUUCAGAUCACGAGCAGCUCUUUGAUCUCAUCGAGAGGAUGCUUGAAUUCGAUGUCACAAAGCGGAUCACACUGAGCGAAGCUCUCAAGCAUCCGUUCUUUGACUGUUUAAAGAAGAUCAAGUAGAAGUGCUGGGUCUCUCCUCUGCUGUUUUUCCUCUCUGAGAGAGGUCCUAUCAGUCGACUGCAUCAGUCCUCUAUGCAGAUGAUAAGCUCAUUGCUCAUAUUUAUUGUGCUUUUUUUCUGUUAAUCGUGCAUUAGAUAAUGCUCUCCAGUUGUCCACUGAUUUGUAAUUUAUGUUGUGAAUGAUUUUCAUGAUAGACUCUGAUGUGUGACUAUAAGGGUGUGAGUUUUGGGUUUUUGGCAGUUGUGUUGUUUAUUGUAUAGGAUCUAAUGUGUGAAAUGUAAUCAUGAAUCCAUUAGUUUUGUGAAUAUCAAUGUAGUGAUUUGUAGGUAUGUUUCUCAUUUUUAAAAAAUAAAAAUGUAUGGCCAUUGA
This is a messenger RNA of Paramisgurnus dabryanus, 1968 nucleotides long. Lineage: Eukaryota; Metazoa; Chordata; Actinopteri; Cypriniformes; Cobitidae. The record is from RefSeq and is a predicted model, not a curated record.